Molecule: messenger RNA, 2403 nt
Organism: Microsporum canis CBS 113480
Lineage: Eukaryota; Fungi; Ascomycota; Eurotiomycetes; Onygenales; Arthrodermataceae
Product: SPX domain-containing protein
Exons: 3
Coding region: 1-2403 (800 amino acids)
Cellular component (GO): vacuolar transporter chaperone complex; fungal-type vacuole membrane
Source: RefSeq, a predicted model, not a curated record
AUGCGCUUCGGCAAGACGCUGCAGACGUCUGUCUAUCCGCCAUGGAAGGACCACUACAUCGACUAUCGAGCUCUCAAGAAGCUGCUGCGCGAGCAUGAGGGAUCCGAGGACGGCGAAGACGGCGAGGCCAGGCCGUGGACGGACGAGGAUGAAGAAAACUUCGUCCAGGAGCUCGUCAAUGUCCAGCUCGACAAGGUCAACUCGUUCCAGGUCGAGACUCACAAGCGGCUGCGGGAGCGGACGAGCGAGUGCGAGGCCGCAUUGGAGCCGGUGGCCGCUCACCAGGGCGAGACGAAGCUGGAGGACGUGAAGAAGAACGAGGCGAUCGCACAGGAAACCCUCACCAAGCUCGAUCGCAUCACCGAGGAGCUGGGCGAGCUCGAGAAGUUCAGCCGUAUCAACUUCACCGGCUUCCUCAAGGCGGCUAAGAAGCAUGAUCGCAGACGCGGAGCCAAGUACAAGGUCCGUCCGCUGCUGCAGGUCCGCAUGGCUCAGCUCCCGUUCAAUUCAGAGGACUACUCGCCGCUGCUGUACCGGCUGUCGGCCAUGUUCUCAUUCGUGAGGUCCGUCCUCGGCACUGAUGGACAGCCGGCCCCCAAGGAUGGGCCUGCGGCUGAUACCCAGACCGGCCGCGAGGCAUACACCUCCCACAAGUUCUGGGUGCACGCCGACAAUCUGCUAGAGGUCAAGACGUACAUCCUACGCCGCCUGCCCGUGCUUGUCUAUAACCCGAAUACCUCAAAGGAGCUCGACGUCGCCCAGCGGGAUCCUGCGCUCACCUCCCUCUAUUUUGACAGCCGUUCGUUCGACCUGUAUAACCAAAAGGUUGCCAACCAGCCCGCCGCGGGAUCACUUCGUCUGCGUUGGUCAGGCCAUCUAAGUGAUCAGGUUGAGGUCUUCCUGGAGAAGAAGACGAUGAACGACGGUGACAGCAGCCGUGAGGUCCGAGUCCGCAUGAAGAAGAAGCACGUCAACGCUUUCCUCAAUGGAUCAUACAAAAUGGAGAAAAUCAUUCACAAGAUCGAAGUCCAGGGCAACGGCGAUCCUCAGCGUGCCGACCACCUUAAGCGGGACGUCGAGGAGAUCCAGGAGUUCAUCAAGAGUUACGGGUUGGAGCCCAUGGUUCGAGCAAAUUAUACCCGCACCGCGUUCCAGAUUCCCGGUGAUGACCGCCUCCGAAUCUCUCUUGAUACCGACCUGGCUCUUAUCCGUGAAGACACCCUUGAUUUCGAACGCCCUUGUCGUGAUCCCGAGGACUGGCAUCGUGCAGACAUCGACAACAGGAGAAUGGAAUUCCCGUUCUCGGAGAUUCCCCGCGGCGAAAUCUCGCGCUUCCCCCAUGCUCUGUUGGAGAUCAAGAUCCGCAGCUCCAAUGGUAAACGUCCUGGAAGCCAUACCCAUGCCUGGCUCUCCGACCUUAUGUCCUCUCACCUCGUAAAGGAAGCACCACGCUUCUCCAAGUUCGUGCAUGGUGUCGCUCAGCUGUUUGAGGAUAAUAUUAACAGCUUCCCCUUCUGGCUCAGCGACCUAGACACAGACAUCAGACGAGACCCGGAAACCGCCUUCCAGCAAGAACAGAAACGGAUUGCCAAGCAGGCUGAGGAUGAGCUCGCUGUAGGCAGCUUCUUGGGUAGCCGCCAGACUAUUCCUAGCAUCCAGCACCUUGUCGGCUCCCCCAUCAGCCGUAUGAUGACGGACGAGUCGACUCCCAAGACCCAAAUCCGUAUCCAGGGCGUCGACCAACCUACCUCUCCACGCACCGAGGGCCAGAGCCAGCUAACUCCUCGGCCUUCCGUUCCUGAGCUUAGCCUACCACCUUCCACAGAACCGGCCAGCGGAGUGCAGGCUCAACCAGUAUCCCGGCCAACCUCGUCACUCCUCCGCAUCCCUUUCUCCAUGUCUCGCUAUGCCCUCGCCCAUCGCUCCCCCCAGCCCCAGUUGCCACCCGGUGUCUCUAUGCCGAGCUACUGGCUCAAGGACACCGGUCCAGUCCGUGUUGAAGCCAAGUGGCAGCACAUAUGUAUCCUCCUCGCUGGCAUCUCACUGGGUAUGUACAAUGCCUCAGGGCCCAAUAUGAUCGUCACUCGCUACCUAGCCUUCGUGUACACUGGCUUCUCCGUCUUUGCAGGAGCCUGGGGCUGGUGGAUGUUUGAGUCUCGCGCACGACUGAUCCGAGAGCGCAGCGGAAAGGACUUUGAUAAUGUCAUCGGUCCUCUCGUCGUCUGCCUGGGUAUUGCAGUUGCUUUGGUGUUGAAUUUCUGGUUCAAGUAUGCCUCCAUAGUCUGGGUAGCAGGACCAUCUACCAACGGCCAAUCGCUAGCCAGCAACACUACCGAGGCGGCUGCCAUUCCACUGCCAUUUAUGACAGCAAGGCCCCAGUUCCAGGCCCAGCCAAACAUAUAA